Molecule: messenger RNA, 3981 nt
Organism: Adineta ricciae
Lineage: Eukaryota; Metazoa; Rotifera; Eurotatoria; Adinetida; Adinetidae
Source: the annotation of a GenBank genome assembly
AUGGUUACGUUGACGAGUGAGUUUGAAUCCGAUUCAUUUCUUGGUGAAAUGUCUAUCAACGAUGAAGAUGAAAAUAAAACUCCUGUAGAGAAUUUUCGUCGAACGUUAGAUCUUCAUGACGCUCAAUUUAAUCAAAUAACAACGAAUAAUCGAGAAUUGAUCAAUGUUCAAAGUCAACUAGCACGAUUAAGAUCUGAAUUAGAAAAAAGCGAAAUGCUGAGACAAACUUUAGAAUACGAAUUAACACUUCUUCGAGCACAACAUGGCAAACAAACAGCUUUUACACAUCAAUUACAAAAUCAAUUCAAUCAAGCGAAUGAGCAAAUCAAACAAUAUCAAACACAAUUGAACGAUUCCAAUCAAAUUCAGGAGGAAUUGAAGGAGAAAGAACGAAGAAUUAAAGAAUUAGAAAAUGAAACCGAAACUCUGCACGAUCGAGAAAGACGAAUUGCGGCGUUGAAUGAACAGAUUCAGAAAAUGGAAAAAACAUUCACCGAUUCGGAAACUUUAUCCCGAAAAAACUUAGCUCAAUCAAUUUUAGCCAAAGAACGCGAAAGUGAAUUGAAAAAAGAAUACGAAGUUGUUCAAAUCAAACUCCAAUACAGUGAACAAGCUCUCGAACAAGAACGACAGAUUUCUAAUGAAGCCAAACUCAAUGUUCAACUAUUAACUACUCGUCUUUCCGACUUGGAGGGAAUUUGUGAAACGCUGAAAAACACGUGUAAAAAUCAUGAGAGAAAAAUCGAUGAAUUUCAAAAACAAUCAUCGAAUGAGAAACUUCUUCGAACGACUUUAGCAAAAGUUCAAUCAGAAUUGGAAAUCAAGUGUGCGGAAGCACAAAAAUCAACAGUAGAAUAUGACAAACAAUUGAAAUCGUGUCGAGAAGAAUUAGCUAAUUAUCGAAGGAAGUUUCGAAAUAAUGAAGAUAAGUACGCUCAAUUAGUUAACAAAACAUUCGAACUUCUGCGUUUAACACGAAUCGUCAAUGAAACAUUUCAAACUGAUACAAAUUUACCGACAUUGAAACAAUUAGAAGAACUGAAACUUCACAUCGAACAAUUAAAAACAUCGAAAAACGAUCAAACCAAUGAAAUUAGCCGACUAAAGAAAACAAUCGAAAGAUUAAACAAAUCUUCAUUAACACAGAAGCAACUUGAACAGGAAACAGAAGUCACUCGCGAAAAAUUGCAAAUUGAAUUGGACGAAUGUCGCGAAAAGAAUUUCACUUAUGAAGAGACUUUAAUACGUUUAAAACAAUACGAAUUAACACUUCUUCGAGCACAACAUGGCAAACAAACAGCUUUUACACAUCAAUUACAAAAUCAAUUCAAUCAAGCGAAUGAGCAAAUCAAACAAUAUCAAACACAAUUGAACGAUUCCAAUCAAAUUCAGGAGGAAUUGAAGGAAAAAGAGCGAAGAAUCAAAGAAUUAGAAAAUGAAACCGAAACUCUACACGAUCGAGAAAGACGAAUCGCGGCAUUGAAUGAACAGAUUCAAAAAAUGGAAAAAACGUUCACCGAUUCGGAAACUUUAUCCCGAAAAAACUUAGCUCAAUCAAUUUUAGCUAAAGAACGCGAAAGUGAAUUGAAGAAAGAAUACGAAGUUGUUCAAAUCAAACUCCAAUACAGUGAACAAGCUCUCGAACAAGAACGACAGAUUUCCAAUGAAGCCAAACUCAAUGUUCAACUGUUAACUACUCGUCUUUCCGACUUGGAGGGAAUUUGUGAAACACUGAAAAACACGUGUAAAAAUCACGAGAGAAAAAUCGAUGAAUUUCAAAAACAAUCAUCGAAUGAGAAACUUCUUCGAACGACUUUAGCGAAAGUUCAAUCAGAAUUGGAAAUCAAGUGUGCAGAAGCACAAAAAUCAACAGUCGAAUAUGACAAACAAUUGAAAUCGUGUCGAGAAGAAUUAGCUAAUUAUCGACGGAAGUUUCGAAAUAAUGAAGAUAAAUACGCUCAAUUAGUUAAUAAAACAUUCGAACUUCUUCGUUUAACACGAAUCGUCAAUGAAACAUUUCAAACUGAUACAAAUUUACCGACAUUGAAACAAUUAGAAGAACUGAAACUUCACAUCGAACAAUUAAAAACAUCGAAAAAUGAUCAAACCAAUGAAAUUAACCGACUAAAGAAAACAAUCGAAAGAUUAAACAAAUCCUCAUUAACACAGAAGCAACUUGAACAGGAAACAGAAGUCACUCGCGAAAAAUUGCAAAUUGAAUUGGACGAAUGUCGCGAAAAGAAUUUCACUUAUGAAGAGACUUUAAUACGUUUAAAACGUGACCGCGAACAAUUGUUGAAAGACUUAGAAAAGAAAACUGCUACAAUCAAUUCUAUCGAAUUGAAAUUAAGGAAUUUCGUAGGCAAGAAAUCGUCGAAUAUUGAAAACAAUUUCAAUGAAUUAGAAAAAGAAUUCGAAAAAAUCCUUCUCAAAUCGACUUCAUUAGAAGAAAAACUAAUCGAAAAAGAUCAGGGAAUUUUGCAAUUAACUCAAAAACUUCAAGAACAAAUCCUUCUGAUGAAAAACGAUUUCGAUGAAAAACAUCAAAUGUUUUUGACACAAAAAGAACAACUAUUACUCCGACAUCAAAAUGAUAUUCAGACAUUGAAUAAUCAACUACAAAAAAUGGAAAUUCAUGCAAAGGAAAGCGAACAACGUUUCAGCAGCGAAAAGAAAUCGAAAAACGAUUUGAGCGAACAAAUGGAGAAAUAUGAUUUGAUUCUAAAACAUCUCAUCUCGCUUUGGCUUCCACUUCAACGCAGAUAUUUACAACUGAUCGAUUCGAAUCGUUUUCUUAAACAAGAAUAUGUUCGGUACAACCAAAUCAAACAAAUUCUGAAUCCGAAUCGUUUAUUUCCAAAUCGUUUUCGACUUUAUGCGAUUUCUAUCAUUGCUGCGAAAAGAUUUUCUUCGUUGAAGAAAAAUUCUCUUUCUGUCAAACUUCUUUCUGCAUCGUCGAAUGUCUUUUACGAUGAAAAUAUUCUUUCAAAUUAUAACAAAAAGAAUUUCAUUUCAAAUCUCAAUUUCGAUCAGUUAUUUCCAUCGCUGAUUCAUCAAUUGAAUCGAUUUUAUUCGCCAAUACAAAAAGGAACAUUGCUUAAAUCAAUUGCCAAUGGGCUUCCGAAAUCUUCGUUUACAAAGACAAAUGAUCUGAUUCAUUCGUUGAUUGUUCAAGUUGACCAAUCAGAAUUGAAAUUUCAUGAAAAAGAAAAUGAAUGUUCGCAACUGGAGAAAACUUUGGAGAAAUAUGCGAAUGAAAUCGAUUCUCGCAUUGAUUACAAUCAAUUUGAACGUAUAUGCGAUGAAUUACAACGAGCAUUGGAUCGUGAAAAACAAGCGCAAGAUUUACUGAACGAACAAAAUAACCAAUUGAAAUCUUUAACGGAUAUUAUUCACCAGACGCAAAACGAAAAAGAUUUCAUUCAAGAGAAAUGCAAUCAGAUGAAACAGAACGAAAAUUAUUCGAAAGAGAAGAUUCAGCAGUUGACAAAAUCUCAUCAACAAAUGGAUGAAAACGUGAAACGAGCUGAGAAGGCGAUACGACUGGUUGUUAAUGAUAAAGAGAUGAUUUCUGCGUUCUGUACGCGAAUUAAUUCUUUAUUAAAUGUGGGUGAAAGACGUGGACUAGAAAAUUUACAGCAAACUUUGAUUCAAUUGGACGAACUCGUUCAACUUCCACCGAAUUUCGAUCAGAAAAAGUCUCCGCCUGAGAUGAUCUUGUGUCAAACUAUGGCAAAUGGAUUUGUUCAUUUGUUGAGUCGUCUCAAAGACGUUUUGAAUGCAAAUACAAAAGAUAUUGAAUCGUUGAAAGAACAUUGUCAAAUGUUAACCGAUCAAUUUCGACAAACAUCAACAGAAGAGAUCUCACAAACGAAUGAUUCGUCACAAACGAUUAUCGUUCAAGCACAUCCUGUGCGAAUUCAAGUGAACCAUCAUCCUCAAUCAGCAUUUAAACCCAUUAAACCCGAACAAGAUGACUAG